CUUCAAGCCUACGUACCUAUCGUGGUGGCAGAGAGGCGAGCGUGGCUUUGCGUGUGCACAGCCAGGACAGGAAAAAUGCAUUGCCCCGCUGCGGGUUGGCGCUUCGCAACGCGGCCCCCUGCCUGCAGUUCCAGUACUAUGCUAGCACAUAGGAGCUGCCAGUGCACCGCCAUGCCCUCCACCAGCAGCUUGCCGGCUUCGACCUGCACCCGGCUUCCUCUAGGGGGACAGCGCAGGCCCCAAGCACCGACGCCCCAGCCGGCAACUAGCGCACAGCGGCCCGCCCGCGCCAUCUGCGCACAGGCUGCAUCUGACUGGAGUGGUGGCGGCGAUGGGAGGUACGUGCCGACCGAUUGGAGCGGAGUGGCGCCGGGGGCGUACGCAGACCCGCGAGUUGCGCCGCUGGGCCCGCAGCAGCAGCGGCCGCCGUAUGGGCCUGGUGGUGAGGCCGGCCCAAGUGCCGGUGCGAGCACGAGCAGCUUUGACAGCCAACAGGAAUCUGACCCGAUUUCAGAGAUUGCCCGGUCGGCGGUGGACGCCGUGACUGGCUGCCUGGCGUUCCUGGUGGGCCGGCUGUCGGACGCGGCGCUGUCGCUGCUGCCGUCACACGUCAAGCGGAAGGCGGUCGAGAACACGGUCAAGGGAGCACUGGCGCUGCUGGGGCUGGCGCUUCUACAGAGCGUGCUGUCGCUGGUGUUGACUGUGGGCACACUGGUGCUGGCGGUGUACGCCGCAUACCAGGUUUUUGGCGUACAGUUGCCCUUCCUGCCGCCGCAGCCCGGCAGCGGGGAGACGGGGGCGGGCUACGGCUACGGCAGCUACCGGCAAGAAGGCCCGUUUGCGUCCGCUGGCCCGCAAGCGGAUCCGCGGUACGGUGGCGGCGGCGGUGUGGGCGGCGGCGGCGCCUACGGCCCUUACGGUGGACCCUACCAGCAGCAGCAGCACCCGCAGGAGCCGGGCGGUGCAGGGCGGUACUACGGGCCGGGGCCGGGGCAGUCCUACCCUGGCGGGUACGGCGGUGCUGCGCCCUACCCGCCGCGCCCGGCAGGUGGCCCUGGCCCCCGCCCCGUGCAGCAGCGACGACAGGGGCCCACCAUUGACGUGUACUGGGAAUGAGCAUGGUGGGCCGGGUGUGCGCGCAUGCGUGUGGACGUGUUGGCAACACAUUGUUAUGCGCUUGAUAGCGAAGCGCUUACGAUGUGUAACAUAGCCACGCAAAUGCCUAGACAAUGGAUUUAGGUUAGAUGAAGUAGGCAGCAAUGACACUUACAAGUGCAUGGUGCGAAGCAGGAAUGCAUUACGAAAGUCAAGGUGGGAUAAGAUGGGGGCCUGGCGGACAUUUUGUCGUGUGCAAAUCUGUGCCCCUCAGGCAACGGGAUGUCAGUCUAUGGCGCAGGAUGACCAGUGGCAGCCAGGAGGCGCCAUGCUAAGCACAGGACCCCUUGUCACUGCCUCGUUAGCUGAUAGAGGUUACAUGUGGGACGACAGCCGUGGACUAGCCAGGGCCCCAAAAACGUACGAGACACGCACGCUCACCCGAGGAGAGAUCCCCGAAUGACCCCCAUGCUCCUCGCCUCCGGAGAGGGGAGGAACCCCAGGCCCGGCUCA
Chlamydomonas reinhardtii is the source of this 1608-nucleotide messenger RNA. RefSeq lists its product as uncharacterized. The record is from RefSeq and is a predicted model, not a curated record. NCBI's taxonomy places the organism in Eukaryota, Viridiplantae, Chlorophyta, Chlorophyceae, Chlamydomonadales, Chlamydomonadaceae. The transcript is spliced from 5 exons. Bases 139 to 1116 code for a protein of 325 amino acids.